AUGGAGGUUUUAGAGAAGCAUGAGCUUCUGGAGGUGUGUAUGGAGGUUCUAGAGGAGCAGGAGUUUCUGGAGCUUGCACUGCCUUGGGACCAUCAAUGCAAAGGCAUGGAAUCGGAACAGGAUUGUGGAAUCGACCCCCAGGAACUUGCAAAGAGCCAGGCAGUUUUGAAGGAUUACGCAGGCGUUUUGUCCUACAUCAAGGGGCAGCUGGCACCAUUUUCCCAUCAACCGGAUCAGGAUAGCAAAGAUGCAGCCUUCACCUUAACCAACGUCGUGCCCCAGUUUAAAGAUCUUGCUAAUGGAUACUGGAAACAAUAUUUAAGUAAUAUGAGAAAAGAUGCAGAUGGAUGCGGUGAAAUGUAUGUCAUUACGGGUGUGGUACCUGGUGAAGAUUCAAUCUCUGAAAGCAGAGUGAAUAAGCCCAGUUAUAUCUGGACUGCAGUUUGUUGUGUGCAUCCAAGCCUCCACAAAACUUCCUGGGGAUUCAUUGCUGACAAUACGUGGAAUAACUUAGACAGGCUUAGCUUGAGGCAGCUGGAACAAAAUCUUCAAGUCAAAUAUGGGAAGCCCAUUAAUCUUUUCAAUGGUGCUUGCUAUGUCUAUAACUAAUAAUUAAUAAGGUCACUCUCUGUCAGCCAAAUAGAGUUCACAGAGCAAAAAA
This is a messenger RNA of Pseudonaja textilis, 661 nucleotides long. The record is from RefSeq and is a predicted model, not a curated record. Lineage: Eukaryota; Metazoa; Chordata; Lepidosauria; Squamata; Elapidae.